Molecule: messenger RNA, 1473 nt
Organism: Triplophysa rosa
Lineage: Eukaryota; Metazoa; Chordata; Actinopteri; Cypriniformes; Nemacheilidae
Gene: il12ba
Product: interleukin 12Ba
Exons: 8
Coding region: 153-1157 (334 amino acids)
Molecular function (GO): protein binding
Source: RefSeq, a predicted model, not a curated record
GCUAAGCAUGUGGUUCCUCUAACCUGCACUGGGUGGACUUUUCCUGGGUGGGGAUUUCUUUUCUCCUGACAAGUUAUAAUGGACACAACAACAAAGCCAAGUUAGAAUCUGGUUGUGGUGCUUGUUCUUGUUGGAUUAUCGAACGAUCAGAGAUGUAUUUUCUUUUGUUUGUUGUGGCGUUCCUCCAGUUCUCUGCUGUGGGUGCAAUCAAAACAACUAAGAACUACUGGACACUCAAACCAAAUGUGAUUGUGGUGGAUGUGGAUGUAGCUCAAGAUAUGGACAUAGUGGAAGUACCUCUGAUCUGUGGUGAAGAGUUCGAGGGAACCAAUGUUACUUGGACCAAAAACCAAGGGGAGCACCUGGAGGCUUGUGGAAACAGGAUUAUAGUCACAGUGGAUGGGUGGAAGGGGGCCAACUAUUCCUGUUACAACAGCGAAGGCACCAUCCUUAAUCACACGCUGGUGCUGGCUCAGUGGACGUUUAGGAAAAUUAUUAGGAACACCCCUGAGAAAGGUUAUAUCCAUUGUUCAUCAAAAAACUAUGGUGGAUCCUUUCAAUGUUCCUGGACAUGGGGUAACAACAGGAACGGCCACGUUGCUGUUGUUGCUCAUAUCAAAGCUACGCGCUCUCACAGUGGAAACCAGAUCAGCUGCAGUCUGGAUUCCAGUGGACAGAGUAUAACAUGCUUGGACCAACACUACUGUCCUUAUGCAGAGGAGGUUGAUCGCAUCAACCUGACCAUCUAUUUCAGAAGCAGCUAUGUAAUAGAAGCCUACUACAAACAGUUCCACAUUAUGGAUAUUGUGAGGCCCGAUACAGUGGAUAUUAGCAGGAUAAAUCAAACUUCUGUCAAACUAGAGUAUCCACACUCAUGGAACACACCAUCCUCCUACUUUCCUCUCAUCUUUCAAGUGAAAGAGAUACGCUGUCGGAAACGCAAAAAAUGUGACUGUUCCAAACCGAGCUCAGCAGAGGUCAUUUCUUAUUCCACACAAAGUCACCAGCUGCCAGUGACUAAAGGCAUGACAGUGUGCGUGAGAGCAAGAGAUAAAUUCUGUAAUUCCUCUUGGAGUGAGUGGAGCCACUACAAAUGCACUGCCCGGAAAAAUAGACAGAGGAAACGAGAACAAAAGUUAAAUGAGAUGUCCUUGUAAUUGUUAUUCUUUAAGAUGAUAAAAGACCCUUAAAUUCUAUGUGGCCUUACUGUGUAAAACAAUGUGUUUUUGUAACAUAUUUUGUCUUUAUCCAUGUUUUUGAAGAUUGAGUCUCAUACUCUUAAUUUAGCUAUUUAUUUUUCUUUAAUUUAUUUAUUUUAAUUUAUCAAUUGUAUUUGUUAUAGUUGUUAUGUCUGAUGUCUUUCAAUGAAUAUAUCUGAACAGUCACAUGCUCUCGAAUCAGUUUGUCUUCAGUGUUCUAUUAUGUACAGUUAGAAAUAACAAUUUUAUGUCAUGGCUCACCAGUCAUACAUGA